UGUUAAAGAACCACAUUCGCUAUUAUACAACAGAUUAAUAGAGUAACAGGUACUACCCACUGUACUGUGUUAUAUUGUUCAUCUGACUGACGUUCAAAGAAAUGGACUGGAUGUUGCCUGAACUCUGUGUUUUAUAGCUUUAGAUGAAUUGGUAAGGUCAUUGUGCCAUUGUUGGACGUUUUUUUCAUAAAAGGAUUUUUUCAUCUUCACAAAAAACCGAAAUGUCCACCAGAACAAUCCUCAAAAAUGGAUACAAUGCUUUAAAAAGCUGCUUUCAGUUAAUCAGGACUGUAUUUUUUUAAUCAUGUAAUUUGACUUAUUUUUCAUUUUGUCACAAAAAGUUUCUUUGUGGAGUACAAAACGCAGAUCUCUUUAAAAAUUCUCCAGAUUGAUUUUCUACCACAAGAAGAAGAAUGGAGUAAAGCUGGGAUUUUUCUCUUAUGACAGCUGGAAUUGUUUUCUUCAUUAUCUUGAGACAUGGCUCAAUCUGAAGACAUGCCUAAGGAGAUGGAUGUCGAGGGUAAGGGAGAGACCGAGUCUGCGGGGGAUAUGAAACGGGCUCGGACCAUGGCUCUGUACAACCCGGUCCCAGCCAAACACAACUGCCUCACCGUAAACAGGUCUCUCUUUAUCUUUGCUGAGAAAAACAUCAUCAGAAGAUAUGCAAAGAGGAUCAUAGAGUGGCCUCCAUUUGAGUAUAUGAUCUUGGCCACCAUCAUAGCCAACUGCAUUGUCUUAGCCCUGGAGCAGCAUCUUCCUGGUGAGGACAAGACACCAAUGUCAAAACGGCUGGAGAAGACAGAGCCUUAUUUCAUUGGAAUCUUCUGUUUUGAGGCUGGCAUCAAGCUGGUGGCACUCGGUUUUGUUUUCCAUAAGGGUUCCUAUCUCAGAAAUGGCUGGAAUGUAAUGGACUUCAUUGUUGUGCUAAGUGGGAUUCUGGCCACAGCUGGAUCUCAUAUGAAUAUUCCAGUGGAUUUGAGAACACUAAGAGCUGUGCGUGUGCUACGACCCCUUAAACUAGUUUCGGGUAUUCCCAGUUUACAGAUUGUUCUGAAGUCCAUUAUGAAAGCUAUGGUGCCACUGCUACAAAUAGGUCUUCUGCUCUUCUUUGCCAUCCUGAUGUUCGCUAUCAUCGGUCUGGAGUUUUACAGUGGGAAAUUACAUCACACUUGUAUGGCCUCCCCAGAUAUUCUUGAUAAUGAGACGGUGGAUUCAUCUGAGGUUGAGUUUGCGUGUGGAGUGAGGAAGUGUCCUGAUAAAUACACCUGUAGUGGCACAUGGAUUGGGCCCAAUGAUGGCAUCACUCAGUUUGAUAACAUCCUGUUUGCUGUUCUCACAGUAUUUCAGUGUAUCACCAUGGAAGGAUGGACUGCUGUUCUGUACAAUACCAAUGAUGCUCUGGGACCCACAUGGAAUUGGAUGUACUUUAUUCCUCUAAUCAUAAUUGGCUCAUUUUUUGUUCUCAACCUGGUUUUGGGUGUCCUCUCUGGCGAAUUUGCUAAAGAGAGAGAGCGUGUGGAGAACAGACGUGCAUUUAUGAAGCUUAGACGCCAGCAACAGGUGGAGAGGGAACUCAAUGGCUACCGUGCCUGGAUAGACAGAGCAGAGGAAGUAAUGCUUGCAGAGGAAAACAAGAAUUCUGGGAGAUCGGCAUUAGACGUAUUGAAACGGGCAACUAGCAAGAAAAAUGCCAGACGUCGAGGACCAGGAGAGGACAAAUAUUCUGAAAUCUCAACAGUUGGUGGUCCCCGACCAAGGGUUGGUAUACGAACUCCAAGACGAGGACCUGCUGCUUACUUGCGCCGCAAGGAACGUAUGCUGCGAAUCUCUAUUCGUCGCAUGGUGAAAACAGACAGCUUCUAUUGGAUAGUCCUCAGCUUGGUUUUGCUUAACACCAUCUGUGUUUCCAUUGUUCAUCACAACCAACCAGAAUGGCUCACUAUUAUUCAGUAUUAUGCUGAAUUUGUGUUUCUUGGACUAUUUCUUGGUGAGAUGUUUCUGAAAAUGUAUGGCCUUGGUUUUCGUCUCUAUUUCCAUUCAUCCUUCAACUGCUUUGAUUGUGGGGUGAUUGUGGGUAGUAUUUUUGAAGUUAUCUGGGGAUUCUUCAGGCCUGGAGUGUCUUUUGGUAUCAGUGUGCUUAGGGCUUUACGGCUGCUGCGAAUCUUUAAGAUUACCAAAUAUUGGUCAUCCUUGCGAAACUUGGUGGUGUCCCUAAUGAGCUCUAUGAAGUCUAUCAUCAGUUUGCUCUUCCUCCUCUUCCUGUUCAUUGUGGUCUUUGCUUUACUUGGCAUGCAGCUGUUUGGUGGCAGGUUCAUCUUUGAAGACUACACUCCUACUAAUUUUGAUACAUUUCCAGCCUCCAUCAUGACUGUCUUUCAGAUUCUUACUGGAGAGGACUGGAAUGAGGUGAUGUACAAUGGAAUACGAUCACAAGGAGGGGUGCAGUAUGGAAUGUGGUCCUCAAUCUAUUUUAUUGUUUUAACAUUGUUUGGGAACUACACAUUGCUUAAUGUAUUUUUGGCCAUUGCUGUGGAUAAUCUAGCCAACGCACAGGAACUAACUAAAGAGGAGGAAGAAGAGGAGGAAGAGUUCUUUAAUCAGCGGUAUAAAAGCAGAGAGUUUGGCCUCUCUGAGAGGAGGAGGAGGCCGUACUUGUACAGGAAACGUGCUAUCCACCGUGGCCGACCAUCCCCUUUAGAGGCAGAGGAGGAACCUGCUGUACAGCAAAAGGAAGAACAGCCUGUGAAUGCUUUUGCUGGCCGCCGCGAGAGACGCAAAAAAAUUAACAUGUCUGUUUGGGAGCAACGGGCAAACCAGCUGCGGAAACGGCGGCAAAUGGCCAGCCGUGAGGUUCUGUUUGGCAGUCCCACAGAGGACCAGCAGGACACUCCAGUUAGCGAACAUAACCAACACCAUUGCUUGUCCACUGAAACAAGCCCUUUAAACUUGCCAGAAUCACCAGUGUCUGUGGUGAUGCCCCUACCAGAGCCACCAAUGUCCAUCACCAUCCCUCUGCCUGAACCUCCAGAGUCCGAGCCAGUGACCCUGAAGGGAUCCGGACUCGAGGAUAAGCCAGGUGUCAAUAAUCAUCAUUCCAAUGCAGAAGGAAGGCAUCGCGUAGCGAGAAAGUUUCGAACUGCUGCUGCUGCAGGCGUGGUGGAGGGGGGAAGACAUAAACGCCACAGACACCGAGAGCCCAGAAACACAGAGAAUCACCAGCAGUUUGGUUACAGCGAGAAACAGUCGGCUAAGGAUGAGGGUAAAAUUGAGGAAACACAGUCCAAAAACUUGGCGCACUUCGAGGAAACAGAAAUAAUCCUGUCUGCCAAGCUAACUGAGAAUCAUGAGGAAUGCGAAAGUCAGUUUGUGGGAGAUGCGGAAGGGGUUUCCCAAGUGUCUUGUCUUCAAGAACUUCGGUGUAUGAAUACUGGAAUGGAGGAGCAAGCAGAGAGACAGGAAAAACAAUUUCUGAGGCAUAAAGAGGUCAUUUCAUCAGAAUUUGACUAUAUUUCAGCCGAAGUCCAAGACAUUGACAAAAAUAUUGGCUAUUCAAAUCAAAAUGAACGUAGAACAGGAACCAGCAUCAAACGAGAUACAUCAUCUCAGCCCUUGUUGGAAAUGACACCAAUGACUGUUAGUUUCAAAGAUGUGGAGGCUGCUGACUCUGAGAAACCUGAUGAUGAUGAUGAUGAUUAUGAUGAAGAUGAUGAUGAUGAGAAUGUGGGUGAACAAUCAACUGCCCCAAAAUCUGACACACCAGACAGCAUGUUUAUUUUUAAAAGCAAAAAUCCUAUUAGGAGGAUCUGCCACUAUGUGGUGACCCUGCGGUACUUUGAGAUGACCAUUCUUCUGGUGAUUGUGGCCAGUAGCAUUGCGCUGGCUGCUGAAGACCCAGUGUGUGCCAACUCUGAAAGAAACAAAAUUCUACGUUAUUUUGAUUACGUUUUCACCGGUGUGUUUACAUUCGAAAUGAUUAUAAAGAUGAUUGACCUGGGUCUUAUUCUUCACGAAGGAUCAUAUUUCUGGGACUUAUGGAACAUUCUAGACUUUAUUGUUGUGAUUGGAGCUUUAAUUGCUUUUGCUCUGACGAACUUAUUGGGAAACAACAAAGGCCGAGAUAUCAAGACCAUUAAGUCUUUACGAGUUCUCAGAGUCCUUCGUCCUCUCAAGACCAUCAAAAGACUUCCAAAACUCAAGGCUGUAUUUGAUUGUGUGGUGACAUCACUGAAGAAUGUCUUUAACAUUCUCAUAGUAUACAAGCUGUUUAUGUUUAUCUUCGCCGUCAUCGCUGUGCAGCUCUUUAAAGGAAAGUUCUUUUACUGUACUGAUGGCUCCAUGGGCACUCAGAAGGAAUGUCAGGGCUACUUCAUUGACUAUGGCAAGGACAGAAAGGAGGUGAAAAAGAGGGAGUGGAGAAGGCAUGAGUUCCACUAUGACAAUGUUCUCUGGGCUCUUCUAACACUCUUCACAGUGUCCACAGGCGAGGGCUGGCCACAAGUUCUUCAACACUCUGUGGAUGUCACUGAGGAGGACCAUGGCCCAAGCAGAGGAAACCGCAUGGAAAUGUCAAUUUUCUAUGUUGUUUACUUUGUGGUUUUUCCUUUCUUUUUUGUCAACAUCUUUGUGGCUCUCAUCAUCAUUACAUUCCAGGAGCAGGGUGACAAAAUGAUGGAGGAGUGCAAUUUGGAGAAAAAUGAGCGGGCUUGCAUAGACUUUACUAUUAGUGCAAAGCCUCUAACAAGAUACAUGCCUCAGAACAGACAGACGCUCCAGUACAGAUUAUGGCAUUUUGUGGUGUCACCAUCAUUCGAGUACACAGUGUUGGUCAUGAUUGCGCUUAACACAGUAGUGCUCAUGAUGAAGUACUACUCGGCCCCAGCUACCUAUGAUACAGUGUUGAAGCACCUCAACACAGGAUUCACUGUGCUAUUUUCUCUUGAAUGCAUCUUAAAAAUACUGGCUUUUGGGGUCAUUAACUAUUUCCGUGACACAUGGAACAUAUUUGACUUUAUCACAGUACUUGGCAGUAUUACUGAGAUUGUAGUAGAUUUACAGUCGUUGAACACCAUCAAUAUGAGUUUCCUGAAACUUUUCAGGGCAGCGCGACUCAUUAAGCUGUUGCGUCAGGGCUAUACAAUACGCAUUUUGCUGUGGACAUUUGUUCAGUCCUUCAAGGCUCUUCCAUAUGUUUGUCUUCUCAUUGCUAUGCUGUUCUUCAUUUAUGCUAUUAUUGGCAUGCAGGUGUUUGGAAAUAUUAAAUUGAAUGAUGAAACACACAUUAAUCAGCACAACAAUUUCAAGACAUUCUUUGGUGCCUUGAUGCUGCUUUUUAGAAGUGCCACAGGAGAGUCGUGGCAGGAGAUCAUGCUCUCAUGUCUCAGUGGGAAAGAGUGUGAACCGGAUCCUUCCAUAGCUCCACCUUUCAUCUCACCAGAUCACGAAGGCGGCUGUGGGACUGACUUUGCCUAUUUCUAUUUUGUUUCAUUCAUCUUUUUCAGCUCAUUUUUGAUGCUGAAUCUCUUUGUAGCUGUGAUUAUGGACAACUUUGAAUACUUGACUCGGGACUCCUCCAUUCUUGGACCUCACCAUUUGGACGAGUUUGUGCGCAUUUGGGGAGAAUAUGACAGAGCAGCAUGUGGCCGUAUUCACUACACUGCUAUGUAUGAGAUGCUAACACACAUGUCUCCACCUCUUGGACUGGGAAAGAAAUGUCCUGCCAAAAUUGCUUACAAGAGGCUGGUGCUGAUGAAUAUGCCAGUGGAUGAUGACAUGACGGUUCACUUUACAUCAACACUCAUGUCUUUAAUCCGCACAGCACUGGACAUCAAAAUUGCAAGAGGUGGCGAAGAUCGACUUCAGUUGGACAUUGAGCUGCAGAAGGAAAUAAGUGUUAUCUGGCCACACCUCUCCCAAAAAACCUUGGAUAUGCUGGUACCCAUCAAUAAAGAUUCAGACAUGACUGUUGGAAAGAUCUAUGCUUCAAUGAUGAUCAUGGAUUACUUUAAGCAGAGCAAAGCCAAGAAGUUGAAGCAACAGUUAGAGGCACAGAGAACUCCCACCUUGCCCCUGAUAUCUCACAGUGCUGGAUCUGCCCUGACCAGUGGAGGGUUUGUGGCUUUGAGCCCAAUUUCACCACAGGAGCUGUUACUGCAACCCACGAGUCAUCGCACUGACAGCAGUGAAGACUACGACAUCUCUCAUGUUGAUGAAUCAGGGUUGAAUGGCCUGUGGGGAGAUGAAGAACAUGCAUUCAAAAGGAGACACAAGAGCUACAAAGCUGCAGUUUCCCGUUCAGACCAAACCCAGUACAUGGAAAAGGUGCGUGGGCGCCCCAAAGAGCAGCGGCUGCAACUGUCCCCAGAUAACUGUAAAUCUCCCCGCUCCCGGUCUCCCAGUGAAGAGAGGAUACAUGGUGUCACUAGACAGGGCAACAGCUCAGAGAGCCCUGUUCCCUCCACCUCAGAGUCCAGCACACCAAGCGGUAAACGUCGUCUAUCCCAAACCUCCACCUGCUCACGUCCUCAUAUUUCUUACUCGCCAUUAGUGUGUCACACGCAGUCUUCACCGCAAACUAAUGAGGAUGACGAUGACCCUGCCAUCCAGCAGAUGUUAGCCUGUUGUGGUCCUGCUAUAUGGGAUAACAGUGCUGAAGACCAGCAGGAGAAACGAGUGAGACAGCAGGAGAGCCUACAUUUUAAAGUGGAUGAAUAUCUGAGUUCAUCUGCCCACCAGUACCCUUCUGAUUCAUUUCUUGCUCUGCAAGAGGAAGAGCACAGCCCGGACACUUCUGCGCCUAUGGAAACUCUCACUUUUGAGGCAGCGGUGGCCACCAGUCUGGGCCGUGCUAACACGAUCAGCGCAUCUGUGCGCACAAGGUCACGCGUUGGGUGGCAGGUGCCCAAUGGACACUUCCGGAAGAGACUGGCACAGAGUGUAUCUGUCGCUGGUGGUGAAGCCCUCAGUGACACGGAAGAUGACAAGUACUAGAAUUGUUGGUAUUCAAGAGACACAACUGGACACAGAGGGAUUUCUAGGACAUUGAGGUGGAUACUCAUCUUCAUAGAAGGAGGAGCAAUAUAUAAGAGGCGUUGUUUAAAUAUGUAAACAUACUCAUGAGGAGGGAGGAAAGACCUCUUAUAUUCACAUUUCACUUAAUUGGAAAGAAACACACAUAUCAGGGCCUUUUGGAAGCUUUAUUUCCUAGUGGGGAAAGAAUGUUAAUGGUUUGUCUUACCAUGUUUUUUUCUAAAUUCCAUUGUUCAAUUAAUUUCUGCACCCACAUUUUUUAAAUGUCCUAAUAAUGAAAAUACUACUGCUUCAAAAUGUAAAAAAAAUUCAAAAAGGCCACUGUAAGUAAAUGGGCAGUAGAGACUAUUGACAGAUGAUUAACUAACUACAUUAUAUAUUCUACAAAAUAAAAUUGAUGAAAAUGAAAAUGUUUUUUCAAAUAUAAAGUUAUGAUUAAACUUUGCAUUUAAAGUUAUGUUUAUCCAAAAUAUAAAAUAAUGACAGCUGUAAUGAAGGGAAAACUCUAACAAAGGUUCAGAGAAACGAUAAAGGUAUCACAGUUAAAUCUGAUGUCAGAUCAAAAAUCAAUAAAAUGUUGUAUUUUACCCUG
Misgurnus anguillicaudatus (oriental weatherfish) is the source of this 7618-nucleotide messenger RNA. Lineage: Eukaryota; Metazoa; Chordata; Actinopteri; Cypriniformes; Cobitidae. The record is from RefSeq and is a predicted model, not a curated record.